Messenger RNA from Dermacentor albipictus, 1404 nucleotides. RefSeq lists its product as uncharacterized. The record is from RefSeq and is a predicted model, not a curated record. NCBI's taxonomy places the organism in Eukaryota, Metazoa, Arthropoda, Arachnida, Ixodida, Ixodidae.
AUGGCGGGCGACGGUGACUCGGAGAGGCCUGCCAAUAAGAGAGUCAUUGCUGGUGAGCAGGAGAAACCGGCGAGUAGAGCAAAGUCGAAGAUCCGCGAGAUGCUCUCUUCUCUGAGCGAGAGCAUGAAACCACUGAGCGAGACGGUCUCGCACCUCCAGGAUACCGUGCUAGCAAUGGAGGAGAGGGCCUCCGACUGGGACAAGUUUCGAAACAUUAGGGAGGAAUAUGCGGAAGACGUGGACGUGAAGCCCGAUCUCGAAUGCUGGACUGAACAGAUCGGAAGAGAUGUCGAGGCCGCCACCAAGAAAGUUAGCACAGAUCUCCCGGUCGAGAAGAUGGAUAGCAGGCUCACCCAUCCGCUCGAGGCCAAGCAGUCCCUGCUAUCCAGGUGGAAAGGGCAGCGUCUCAACAGAAGGCUCCGAAAGAAGAUCGCCGAAGUCAACAAGAAAAUAGAGGAGCAUUGCAAGGUCCUCUCCAGAAAGCAUUGGGACGAUGUCUGCAAUUCGAUAGACGGUCAAAUGCGCAAAGGGGUGUCUUGGAACCUCCUCAAGCACCUGCUGGACGAGACGAAUACUAAGUCGAUCCAACGGAGCACGGUGGCACGCAUUUUGCACGCAGCCAGGCAGGAAUCCUCGGACGACGAAGUCCUGGGGAAGCUGGUGAACAAGUACCUACCGGUGGUCUCCGGCCCGGCGACUACCCCACUCAAAGAUUACGGGGACUCCGACAACCCGGAGCUGGACGCGGAGUUUGGGGUUGAAGAAAUCAGGCGGGCCCUACACGACUUAAUCGGCAGAUCGACCCCCGGUCCGGACAAGAUCCCGAACAAGGCCCUGAGGAACCUGCACGACAAAUCAAUAGAGUAUCUGACCGAGAUCGUCAACCAGACGUGGAGCAGCGGCAGAGUUUCGGAAUGUGGAAGAGGGCCACCACCAUCCUCAUUCACAAGCCUGCCAAGCCGGCCAGUCCCGACCCAAUCUCAGGCCCCUCUCGCUCACUUCGUGUGUGGGCAAGGUGACCGAGCACGCAAUCCACAACAGGGCCUCCAACUUGGAAGACAAGGACGUCUAUCUCCACAAUAUGAUAUAGGCUUCAGAGCGGGCCUUUCGACGCAAGACGCCACGAGGCUGAUCAAGGAUCAGGUCAUCGAUCACAACACGAGAGACAUGAGAGCCAUACUUGGUCGGGACUUGGCGAAGGCCUUCGACAGCAUUCUCCAUUCCUUUGUCUUGGGAACGAUCUCGAGCCUUGUUUUGGGCAAACACUUUCAUGACUUCACGAGAUCUUUGCUGGCGGACAGAGAAGCCAUCCUCCAAGUGGGAGACCUCGCGUCAGACACGGUUAGGCUCGGUUCUAGAGGGACACCACAGGGUAAAGAGUGUCAUAUCCCCGACCCUCUUUAA